Messenger RNA from Mastomys coucha (southern multimammate mouse), 1532 nucleotides. RefSeq names its product alpha-1-antiproteinase-like. Gene Ontology annotation, biological process: negative regulation of endopeptidase activity. Gene Ontology annotation, molecular function: serine-type endopeptidase inhibitor activity. The coding region runs from base 187 to 1443 and encodes 418 amino acids. The transcript has 6 exons. The record is from RefSeq and is a predicted model, not a curated record. Lineage: Eukaryota; Metazoa; Chordata; Mammalia; Rodentia; Muridae.
UGACUUCUUAGACUGGCAAGUUGUGUCUUCUGUUCCCUCAUUCCUCUGUCCAGGGCAGCUACGGGGCAAGCCAGUGGAUACAGAAGAGCUUGAUCUGGGUCCCAAGGUCUCAGACUCCAAGGGACAAGCAGGACAGAGAAGGGCAAAGACCAGUACCUGGGCGGCCACUGGCAGCCAGGUUUCAGAAUGGCACUCUCCAUCCUGUCCCUCUGGCUGCUCCUGGAUGUGGUGGUUCCCUGUUCCUGUGACCCAGUGACACCACCAGCAAAGGCUUCAAACAUAUCACAAACACCAGUGAUCCCAGGGGCACCCCCAUUCUUCAACAACCAAAAAUUCUCCUUGAGCCUGUACAAACAGCUACCAGAGCCCAAAAGAGGCAAGAACUUAAUCUUUUCUCCACUCAGUAUCAUUGUGCCUCUCGUGCUGCUGGCCUUCCAGGAUAAGCCAGAAGCCCGACAGCAGGUUCUGCAGGAUCUAGGGUUCAGAGUCACAGGAGCCUUAGAUGCUAAAGCUGCUAUGCAGUAUGGGAAGCUGCUGGGUACCCUGCUGCAUGCUGAGCACUGUGGAGUCCACACUGGGAGUUUACUCUUUAUAGACAAGACUCUAAAGCCAAAAAAGACGUUUCUCACACUAGCCAACAGCUCCUACAACAGCGAAGUCAUCCUCAUCUCUUUUGGGAACCAUGAGUUGACCAAAAAGGAGAUAGACUUGGCCCUUCGUGUCAAGACUCAUGGCAAAGUUACAAGGCUGGGGAGAAGUCAGAAGCCACCAACUAAUGUGUUUCUGGUCAAUUAUAAUUUCUUUAAAGGGAAAUGGAAAUAUCCCUUUAACCCGAAGUACACCGAGAUGAGGUACUUCUCCUUAGGUCAUGGGAACAGUACCCUGGUACCAAUGAUGCAGAAGAUAGGCUGGUUCCAUCUGCAGUAUUUCUCCCAGAUGCACAGUUAUGUCCUCCAGCUGCCGUUCACCUGCAGCAUCUCAGGCAUUUUCUUUCUCCCCAAUGAUGGAAAACUUAAGGAAUGUGAGAAGGCACUGUUGGAGCAGAGUUUUGACACAUGGACUCAGCCCUUUCCACUGAGAAAGAGGCAGCUGUUUUUCCCCAAAUUCUCCAUACCCGUUGCUCUUCAGCUAGAAAGGUUCAAGCACGUUAACAGUAACCUUAGACUGUUCAACAAACACAUGGAUCUCUCAGGAAUCACUCUGCAAAAGGCACCCUUGAGGGUCACCACGGCAAUACACAGGGUGGAGCUGACUGUGGAUGAGGAUGGAGAGGAAGAGGAUGUCUCCCACACCCAGGUCAACCCCGAGCCAGGCCUUGCUGCCCUCCACUUCAAUAGAUCCUUCCUACUACUAGUCCUGGAUGAGGCCAGCAGCAGCCUUCUCUUCAUGGGUAAAGUGGUGAAUCCCACUAGAGUCAACAUGGAUACUGUGUAUCGUCCCUGAAUUCUGAUUUCUUUUCCCUCACUACCUGAGUUGUAGCAGAGCUUUAUUCCUUUGACAUUUGGCUCAAUAAAACAAACAGCAAGUGAAAA